This is a messenger RNA of Biomphalaria glabrata, 3903 nucleotides long. RefSeq lists its product as uncharacterized. Bases 151 to 1164 code for a protein of 337 amino acids. The record is from RefSeq and is a predicted model, not a curated record. NCBI's taxonomy places the organism in Eukaryota, Metazoa, Mollusca, Gastropoda, Planorbidae. The transcript is spliced from 2 exons.
GUAAUCAGAAGUAGUGUGUUGAAUAAACUUGACCAAAACCAGGAGGAAGUUGUAUUUAUUUGAAAACAAGUUUAUUACAUUUGCUGCGUUAUUUAGGAUUCAUAAUUCAGUCUAAACCAUAGCAGUCCUUUACUUCUGUAUUAAAAGGGAAUGAAGGCCUUCUUACUUGGUUUCUUUUGCGUCAUCAUAAGGACAGUACACAAUGCUCUUGUCCUUCAGAGUGAACCGAAGAGAUUGUCGCCCGGUAGAACAAGAACUCUAGCCCUUAAAUGUUUUCUCUCUCCAAACAAACGUCCAAGCUUCAAAAUCCUGCAUUCUUUAGUUUUGUCUCGUGAGGACCCUGGCAGUCCAAAUGCGUCUCAAGAACUAUCGUCACUAAAGCACGACGCAUUCAAUCAGAGUAUCGAAAGCAGCCAAGCUCCAAAGGGUUCUCCCGUCAUUACGGAGCAGCCCUACAUUACUUUCACUUUGCCCAACCCGACUGUCGCUGACGCCACCAAGUACAAAUGUGAGGCCCAGUGGUUAACGAAACCCUUCCAACAACGUACUUGGACUGCCUAUGUCACUGUAGGAGUGGAUGCCCCUACUGUCAAGAUGAUUGUGGAGGAACUCGCGCUAAUAAAACAGGAAAUGCUGAAGAUGAGCGAAUUUUAUCAAAACCUCACACAAAAAUUCACAAACAAGACCAACGUUAUUAAAAAGACAGUCUCCAAGCUGCAAGAUGAAAAAGAACUAUUUACGCAGUUACUAUUUCAUGCAUCUCCUGUUUAUAACGGUCACAGAUAUUACUUCUCAAAGCGACAAUUUACCGUUGAAGUCGACGUCGCGCAGGCAUAUUGUGCAUAUCAUGGCGGUUAUUUGGCUGAGAUUGACGAUACUAAAGAGUUCCGCUUUGUUGUAGAAUUUCUCCAGAACUUUGACAGCUUUAAGUAUGUUUACGUCGGCAUUACAGACUCCGGACACGAAGGUCUCUGGGUCAAUAUGCACAGUCGGAGGGAUACGAAGUUUCUACCCUGGAGCCCAGGGGAGCCAAACGCUGGUGCCGAUCAAAAUUGCGCUUGCAUGGAUCGAGAUUUACAUUUCAAAUAUGUGGAUGGAUACUGCUACAGCCCCGAUGCUGGUGUAAUACCUAUACGUUAUCUGUGUGAGGUUGGUGAGAGUUAGUCUUUCACGCCAGUCAAUGAGACAAAGCCUACUCAACGUGUAUGAUGUUAACAGAUGUUACAAUAUCGCGAAUAAUUAAAAAACAACACAAUAAUGUUAUUUAUCUCACUUCACUGUCUCACUUCACUGUCUCACUUCACUGUCUCACUUCACUGUUUCACUUCACUGUUUCACUGCACUGUCUCACUUCACUGUCUCACUUCACUGUCUCACUACCUGCUCACUUCACUGUCUCACUUCACUGUUUCACUACCUGUCUGGCUAUCUGUCUCACUUCACUGUCUCACAACCUGUCUCACUACCUGUCUCACUUCACUGUCUCACUACCUCUCUCACUUCACUGUCUCACUACCUGUCUCACUUCACUGUUUCACUUCACUGUUUCACUUCACUAUCUCAGUACCUGUCUCACUUCACUGUCUCACUACCUGUCUCGCAUCACUGUCUCACUUCACUGUUUCACUUCACUGUUUCACUGCACUGUCUCACUUCACUGUCUCAAUUCACUGUCUCACUUCACUGUCUCACUUCACUGUCUCACUACCUGCUCACUUCACUAUCUCACUUCACUGUCUCACUUCACUGUCUCACUUCACUGUCUCACUUCACUGUCUCACUUCACUGUCUUACAACCUGUCUCACAACCUCUCUCACUUCACUGUCUCACUACCUCUCUCACUUCACUGUCUCACUUCCUGUCUCACUUCACUGUCUCACUACCUGUCUCACUUUGCUGUCUCACUUCACAGUCUCACUGUCCUAAUAUUUGAAUUAAACAUUUUCUUUGGUAGAUUCCUAUCAAUAUAACUCACCACUUUAUACUGAUAUGUUUUUUUAGUGGUAACUAUGCUGUAGACGUCUUAUCUUAUCUUAUAAACUGCAGACGUCCCUUCAAAUCCAAAGAUAAUUACGCCCAACGCGCACCCAUAUUGUUAUCCAGUCGUGCAUGUCAAUAAAGCACGUCAGGUCAAAGUCGCAGGAGUAAUCACGUGUUCAUUAUAAUGAACCAAUGAGAGAAAGAGGCCAAAAAAGUAAAGAACAUCUUAUCUUCUUCUUAUAUAAUACAGAUGUUACUUCAAAAAAAAAAAAGAUAUCAAAACAUCAGCUUCAUAGCUAAUAGAAAUAUUCAGAACAGAAUUGUUUAGGAUUCUAGAAAAGACGAUUUCAAUAGGUCUAACUUGGGGGAACUGAGUUAGUCAGGGUCCUUGAGCUGUCGUGUUCCUAGAGCUGUUGCGGGUUGAUACGUCGUAGUAAGUGUUUGAGUACUUUACAUCUUAGAAGUGAAUUAUUAGUUAAAGUCAAGUUGAAGUUAAGAAGAUAGAAAAGCAGCUCACGUGACCAGUUGUAACAGUAGAUUGAAGUGUUGUUACGUUUCUUAUGUCAGUGGUUUUGUAAGAGUAUCUGUCAACUGUCAAGUAAUGCUGGAUUGUGAAGUACUGAGUUAAUGUUUUCAAGGAAUUCAUUACAAGAAAGAAAAAAAAAGUCUACAAGUUUCUUAAGUGCAUUUCAGUUGUUUUCGAUUUCACCGGCCAGUGACUUCUCUUUGUGCCAUUAUAUAAAUACAAAGAAAAAAAUACGCAUUGUAUUGUAAACACAAUCAUAAAUAUACAUACGUCACAAAUUAGGCACUAAAUACAGUAAUCGUCACAAUAGUGUGCAUGACCUAAUUAUAUGGUGCUUGUCGCACGUAUUGAAUUAGUUGCUUAGUAAAAAAUGCUCUCUAUUUAAUAGCACCGUUUACGUCUAAUUUGAUGACGUCAUUUUCAUGGGUUUUGUUUGUGUACAGUAGGUGAUCUCCCCUUGUCGCUUCGUCAUAAAUUUUUAUGACGUAUAUUGUUUUAGCUCGUCUGGUGUAUUUCAAGCCAUGUUGCUAGACUGAAACAAGCUACAUUUUGGUCAGCUCUUGAAUUUCUCCUUCGAUCUGAUAUUGGAUAGCCUUAUCGUUGUCCUUGGUAGAUACUCUAAAAGGAUUAUCUUGACCCCUGUUUAGGGUGAGCUAUAUUUCAUAUAGUAUAGUUAAGUUUCAUUUGGACUCCAUCGUAUUCGUAUUUUGUAAUUAGACUAGAAGAUUAGAAGAAUCUGUUCUGUAUCUUUCUAUAGGGCCUCAGUCUCAGUGUCAAGUCUCGGUCUCAGUGUCAAGUUUCAGUGUCAGUGUCAAAUUUCAGUGUCAGUGUCAAGUUUCAGUGUCAGUGUCAAGUUUCAGUCUCAGUGUCAAGUUUCAGUCUCAGUGUUAAGUUUCAGUCUCAGUGUCAAGUCUCGGUCUCAGUGUUAAGUUUCAGUCUCAGUGUCAAGUUUUAGUCUCAGUGUUAAGUUUCAGUCUCAGUGUCAAGUUUCAGUCUCAGUGUCAAGUUUCAGUCUCAGUGUCAAGUCUCGGUCUCAGUGUCAAGUUUCAGUCUCAGUGUCAAGUUUCAGUCUCAGUGUCAAGUUUCAGUCUCAGUGUCAAGUCUCGGUCUCAGUGUCAAGUCUCGGUCUCAGAUUUCAGUGGUAAAAUCGCAAGUCUCAGUUUUAGGUUAUAGGACUGAGGUUUUCAUCUCAGGUUUUCUGUCUGAUGUUUCAAGUUUGAAUUAUUCUUGUUGAUUUUUAAAUACUUAAGUAUUUACUAGAAUCUUACUAUAAGUAUUGAUUUUGCAUACCAUGCUAUAUGUACUCAUAUUUCUUUAUCAUUAUUGUUGAUCAUAUAUCAUUUUUCAUUGUAGAAAUAUCAUUAGAUUAAAUUCAUAUUUUUAAUUUAAAUCAUCA